GCGGAGCAGGCGGCAUUUGCGGCCGGCGCCGGGGUGGAGAGUUGUGCGCCGGUCCCUGGGCCUGAGCUCGGGCUCGGGCUCGGGCGCCUGCGAUGUCUCAAGAUGGCGGAGCUGGGCGAAUUAAAGCACAUGGUGAUGAGUUUCCGGGUGUCUGAGCUCCAGGUGCUCCUCGGCUUUGCUGGCCGGAACAAGAGUGGACGGAAGCACGAGCUCCUGGCUAAGGCCCUACACCUCCUCAAGUCCAGCUGCGCCCCCAGCGUCCAAAUGAAGAUCAAAGAGCUUUACCGCCGCCGCUUCCCCCGGAAGACCCUGGGGCCCUCAGAUCUCUCCCUGCUCUCUCUGCCCCCUGGCACCCCUCCUGUAGGCUCCCCUGGUCCUCUAGCUCCCAUCCCCCCAGCCCUCUUGGCCCCUGGCACGCUGCUGGGCCCCAAGCGUGAAGUGGACGUGCACCCCCCUCUGCCCCAGCCUGUGCACCCUGAUGUCACCAUGAAGCCAUUGCCCUUCUAUGAAGUCUAUGGGGAGCUCAUCCGGCCCACCACCCUCGCAUCCAACUCUAGCCAGCGGUUUGAGGAAGCGCACUUUACCUUUGCCCUCACUCCCCAGCAAGUGCAGCAGAUUCUCACAUCCAGAGAGGUUCUGCCAGGAGCCAAAUGCGAUUAUACCAUACAGGUGCAGCUCAGGUUCUGUCUCUGUGAGACCAGCUGCCCCCAGGAGGAUUAUUUUCCCCCCAACCUCUUUGUCAAGGUCAAUGGGAAACUGUGCCCCCUGCCGGGUUACCUUCCCCCGACCAAGAACGGGGCUGAGCCCAAGCGGCCCAGCCGCCCCGUCAACAUCACCCCCCUGGCUCGACUCUCGGCCACUGUUCCCAACACCAUCGUGGUCAACUGGUCAUCAGAGUUUGGACGGAAUUACUCCUUGUCUGUGUACCUGGUGAGGCAGUUGACUGCAGGGACCCUUCUACAAAAACUCAGGGCAAAGGGCAUCCGGAACCCAGACCACUCCCGGGCACUGAUCAAGGAGAAACUGACCGCUGACCCAGACAGUGAGGUGGCCACUACAAGUCUCCGGGUGUCACUCAUGUGUCCGCUGGGGAAGAUGCGCCUGACGGUCCCUUGUCGUGCCCUCACCUGUGCCCACCUGCAGAGCUUCGAUGCUGCCCUUUAUCUACAGAUGAAUGAGAAGAAGCCAACGUGGACAUGUCCUGUGUGCGACAAGAAGGCUCCUUACGAAUCUCUUAUCAUUGAUGGUUUAUUCAUGGAGAUUCUUAAUUCCUGUUCGGAUUGUGAUGAGAUCCAGUUCAUGGAAGAUGGCUCCUGGUGCCCAAUGAAACCCAAGAAGGAGGCAUCUGAGGUUUGCCCCCCGCCAGGGUAUGGGCUGGAUGGCCUCCAGUACAGCCCAGUCCAAGAGGGCAAUCCGUCAGAGAAUAAGAAGAAGGUUGAAGUUAUCGACUUGACAAUAGAAAGCUCGUCAGACGAGGAGGACCUGCCCCCGACCAAGAAGCACUGCCCUGUCACUUCAGCUGCCAUCCCGGCCCUACCUGGAAGCAAAGGAGUACUGACAUCUGGUCACCAGCCAUCUUCGGUGCUACGGAGCCCUGCUAUGGGCACGCUGGGCGGGGACUUCCUGUCCAGUCUGCCCCUACACGAGUACCCACCUGCCUUCCCACUGGGGGCCGACAUCCAAGGUUUAGAUUUAUUUUCUUUCCUUCAGACUGAGAGUCAGCACUAUGGUCCCUCCGUCAUCACCUCGCUAGAUGAACAGGAUGCCCUUGGCCAUUUCUUCCAGUACCGAGGGACCCCUUCCCACUUCCUGGGCCCACUGGCCCCCACACUGGGGAGCUCGCACCGCAGCACCACUCCAGCACCCCCUCCUGGCCGUGUCAGUAGUAUUGUGGCUCCUGGGGGGGCCUUGAGGGAGGGGCACGGAGGACCCCUGCCCUCAGGUCCCUCUUUGACUGGCUGCCGGUCAGACAUCAUUUCCCUGGACUGAGUCCCCUGGAUUGUGGAACCUUUGCUGUCUCCCAGUGCUGAGCAAGUAUGCUGCGGCGUCCGGACCCCUGGCCACUCUGUCUUCUUGGGGGGGCUUUGGCCAAAGCCAGGAAGACCUUCAUGGACACUUGUUUUUGGCCUCAUCUCUGCCUGACGAGGCCAGCACCCAAAGGACUAAUAUUUAACCUCUUUUUAAGGACAUUUGGGGUCUAUUUUUGGAAAUGGUCUUUAGAUGGCUGGCACAUUCCUUUGGGGAUGUUAACCCCGGCAGUGAGAGGCAGAUGGGGUGGGAUGUGAGUUGGGGGAAGGGCUGAAUCCUCAGCUUUGACUGUCUAGAACCUCGUGGGGAAGGGGCCCCUCCCUUGUCCCCCAGAUGCCCUCUCUUCCCAUUCCCCCAACGCACGGCUCGGUUCCUUCCCCACAGCCAUUGUUUCUUCGUGUCCAUUCCAUUUUCUUUGGCCAAACAGACAGGUGGAGAAACAGAUAGGCAGACACAUGGACAGAGAACUCUAUUUUGGGUUGCAGAUUUUUUGUACAUAAAGAAGAAAAACCAAAAUACAUCCAAAGAUGACUUCCCCUGCCUCCUACUUCCCAGUAUGACUGAGGAGGAGAUAAGGCCUUAGCCCUGGUCCCCAGGGGUUUGGGAGCAGGGCCUGGCCUGUUGCCUGGGGCUCUCUCUAUUUAUAUAUUUAAGUUCACCACGUUUCUUAGGCCGACCAGCCCAGGGCCUGAGCUUCUAAAGGCCCAUGGCCCUGUGGGUAGGUCUGGCUCAUUCUGCACCUUUCCUGGGAGAUAGGAGGACACUUGUGCUCUCCCCAAUCUCCUUUUUCGGCUCCCCCAGGGCCUGGGACCUCUGUUGUAAUUUUACUUUUGAUUCCCAAAGGUGUAGCAAAGUUCUUACCCAUAAUAAAGGUUGUGAAUGUUC
Rhinolophus ferrumequinum (greater horseshoe bat) is the source of this 2913-nucleotide messenger RNA. It is a transcript of the gene PIAS3, whose product is annotated as protein inhibitor of activated STAT 3. The transcript is spliced from 14 exons. Gene Ontology annotation, molecular function: zinc ion binding; transcription coregulator activity; SUMO ligase activity. The record is from RefSeq and is a predicted model, not a curated record. The coding region runs from base 103 to 1989 and encodes 628 amino acids. Gene Ontology annotation, biological process: protein sumoylation; regulation of transcription by RNA polymerase II. Lineage: Eukaryota; Metazoa; Chordata; Mammalia; Chiroptera; Rhinolophidae.